AUGGCUAAUCAUCUUCUUGCCAUACGGAAGCCUAGCCAUACAAACCACCCUCCUCGCGUUGGCAAGAACUGGGUGUCAAAUCUAGUGGCACGCCGUCCAGAGCUCCAAUGCCGCUUCUCAAGACGCUAUAACCAUGAUCGGGCCAAGUGUGAAGACCGCAGGAUUGUGGAGGAUUGGUUUAAGACCCUAGAGAGGGUAAUGACUGAGCAUGGGAUUGUGUUUGAAGAUAUUUACAACUUUGAUGAAGCUGGGUUUGCAAUGGGGCUCUGUGCAACUACCAAGGUCAUUACUAGUGCUGAGCACUACGGACGAGCAACUCUUAUACAGCCUGGGAAUCGUGAGUGGGUGACUGCAAUUGAGUCAGUCAACGCGUCAGGAUGGGCCCCUCCGCCGUAUAUUAUCCUCAAAGGUCACAAUAUUCAGGAAGGCUGGUUUGACGGGCUGCCGGAAGGCUGGAGAUUGGAUGUUAGUCCUAAUGGCUGGACCACAGAUGAGAUAGGAAUCAAAUGGCUUACACGGCUGUUUAUUCCAGCUGCAAAUCCACGCAGGGUUGGAACCCAUAUUCUUCUUAUUCUGGACGGGCACGGCAGUCAUCUUACUCCGGAAUUUGACCAAAUCUGCAGUGAGAAUAAGAUUAUUCCUCUCUGCAUGCCACCACAUUCUUCACACCUUUUGCAGCCACUAGAUGUGGGUGUUUUUGCACCUUUAAAGCGCGCGUACGGAACCCUAGUUGAACAGCGAAUGCGGCUAGGAUUCAACACCAUUAAGAAGGCAGAUUUCCUAGAUGCCUAUCCUGCAGCACGUCGGGAAGCCUUCAAGGCUUCAAACAUUCAAAGUGGGUUCAGGGCCACUGGAAUAGUUCCAUUGGAUCCUCAAUGCGUUGUUCAGCAGCUGAAUAUUCAACUCCGAACCCCUACUCCCCCAGCCAGCAGGUCAAGCAAUUCAACGUCAUCCUGGAUCCUACAAACACCUAGUAACCCCCGGCAAUUGCAGAAGCAGGUGAAUAAGGUCAGAAAUCUUAUGGAUCAGGAUCAACCUCAUGGGUUAGUGGAAGGCUUUGACCAAAUAAUCAAGGCCUGCGAAUACGGGAUGGUCAGCGCCAUGGUUAUGAAGAAGCAGUAUGAGGAUAUUUUCAAUGCAAAUGAGAAAGAGAAGCAAAAACGCAAGAGGUCUACACGCAGGAUCCCAAUUAAUAACUACAACGAACAGGUGAAGGAGAGCAAGAUUGUGCAUUCGCGAGUCUGGGAAUACUAA
This is a messenger RNA of Histoplasma mississippiense, 1254 nucleotides long. RefSeq lists its product as hypothetical. Gene Ontology annotation, molecular function: DNA binding. The transcript has 4 exons. The record is from RefSeq and is a predicted model, not a curated record. Lineage: Eukaryota; Fungi; Ascomycota; Eurotiomycetes; Onygenales; Ajellomycetaceae. The coding region runs from base 1 to 1254 and encodes 417 amino acids. Gene Ontology annotation, cellular component: nucleus.